AUGCAAAAAUUGGAUCAGUUUGGAGAUGGCUCCGACUACUCUCCGACCCCACCCUUGCGAGCUCCUCCCGUGGGGCUGACCAACGAGCACAGUGUAGGAGGCGACCAUGGUGGGGGAGUGCUCGGGGCUGUGGUGGGGCUAGCUCCAGAGCAUAUCCCCACCCCCGGGGCCGCUUUGAGCUGGCAGGCGGCCAUCGAUGCAGCGCGACAGGCCAAGAUGAUGGGCAACGCGGCAUCCAGCGGAGGGGCGGGGAUUGGCGUGGGAGGGGGCGGACCCAUCUCCACAGCCAGCUCCACGCAACGGAAGAGACAGCACUACGCCGCCAAGCCCAAGAAGCAGACCACAACCACAGCCACGCGACCGCCACGUGCACUGCUCUGUCUCACGCUUAAGAACCCCAUACGAAGGGCCUGCAUCAGUAUUGUGGAGUGGAAACCAUUCGAGAUCAUUAUCCUAAUGACCAUUUUCGCCAACUGUGUGGCCUUAGCCGUCUACAUCCCCUUCCCCGAAGACGACUCGAAUGCCACCAACUCCAACCUGCUCGCGGCACAGUGGUGGGUGCAUGCAGAAAAACAAGCCCCUCCAGUCAAUGCAUCACCCCGAGAGGCUAAUGGACCCAAUGACAAGACACAGCGCCCCGCCAAGCCCACCCACACCUCCUUCUGA
Molecule: messenger RNA, 666 nt
Organism: Knipowitschia caucasica
Lineage: Eukaryota; Metazoa; Chordata; Actinopteri; Gobiiformes; Gobiidae
Source: the annotation of a GenBank genome assembly